AUGAAAGUUUUGAGGUGUUCCUGUGAUGAUGGUAAUCCAUGUACUGCCUAUGGAAUCGACGCUGAAUGCUAUACCGAAAAUUUGUGUCUUCACAUUGAUCAGUGUAUCAUUGGUAGUUGUAUAUCACCACUGGUUGGUUGUGAAUUCGUUGCUGUAAAAUGCGACGAUGGUGAUGAUCCAACGAUCGAUACAUGUACUCAAGAUCAAGGAUGUGUUAUUACUGUUGAUGUAAAUUGUGAUGAUGGUGAUUCAUGUACUGAUGAUAGUUGUUAUGAUGGCAAUUGCAUUUACGUUGAUAUUUGUUCGACCACUGGAGUUGUUACUACGACCGGAGUCGUAUCGACCACCGGAGUAGUGACAACCACUGGCGUAGUAACAACAACGGCAGUGGUCACUACAACUGGUGAUCUAACAACUGCUAUUGUCUCGACAACCGGAGUUGUCACUACAACGGCACCAGUCUCAACCACCGGAGUAGUUACUACAACAGCCGUGGUGUCGACAACUGGAAUUGUCACAACCACUGCACAACAUACAACAGUCCAUCCAACUCUUGGCACUUCGAUAUCAUCGAUAUCAACAACAACAUCAUCCUCAUUAUCAUCCUCAUCAAUAUCAUCAUCAUCAUCAAUUACAGGUGGAUCAGGAUGA
Molecule: messenger RNA, 651 nt
Organism: Cavenderia fasciculata
Lineage: Eukaryota; Evosea; Eumycetozoa; Acytosteliales; Cavenderiaceae
Exons: 4
Coding region: 1-651 (216 amino acids)
Source: RefSeq, a predicted model, not a curated record